Molecule: messenger RNA, 831 nt
Organism: Colletotrichum lupini
Lineage: Eukaryota; Fungi; Ascomycota; Sordariomycetes; Glomerellales; Glomerellaceae
Product: AreB protein
Exons: 2
Coding region: 1-831 (276 amino acids)
Biological process (GO): formaldehyde catabolic process
Cellular component (GO): cytosol
Molecular function (GO): S-(hydroxymethyl)glutathione dehydrogenase [NAD(P)+] activity; zinc ion binding
Source: RefSeq, a predicted model, not a curated record
AUGGCUACUAUUCAACAAGGACCUAUGCUGGGGGUGACCCCAAGCAUGACUCAAGGUCUAAAGUCGUCGACCGAGCAUGUUGAACAUGUCGAGCACGUGGAAGACAAAGCUUCUUUGAUCCAAAAGACAAGUUUGCUAGGGUUGAAAAAUAUUGAGACAGAAGCAUAUGUGGUGGACAAGUUGAACGCUAACUUUGAGCUGGUUCUAUUGGUAUCCCUAUUACAGGGUACCAUUGACAGUAUCACAGGCCAUACCGAUAUAGUAACACAACAGGGCGGUCUUCCCUUCGUUGAGUUUCCUGCCAUUUUCGGUCACGAAGGAGCUGGUGUAGUCCGCGACAUUGGAAGAGACGUCAAGAUCAAGGACCUGGCCAUUGGUGACGCAGUUCUCCUCUCCUUCAAUCAUUGUGGAUCAUGCAAGACCUGUACGAGCGGUCAUUCUGCACUCUGCCCAGAAUCGUCAAUGAUCAACAUCAAUUCCGUACGGGUAAGCGACCGCAGCACACCAGCUCGGCUGGCUUCCGAUGGCCGUGCUGUCCGGAGUCAAUUCUUUGGGCAGUCCUCAUUCUGCAAAAUGUCUGUCGUCAACGAGAAAUCAGUGGUCCGGUGCCCACCGUCGGCGGUAGAGCACAUGGGUGUCUAUGCCCCACUCGGAUGCGGACUCCAGACCGGCGCCGGAACGGUCAUGAACGUCGUCAAGCCGGGCAAAGAAGACUCCAUCAUCAUUUUCGGACUCGGAAGUGUGGGUCUUGCGGCGUUGAUGGCUACACACUACCUCGAAACCGGGCAGAUCAUUGCCGUCGAUAUUGUUCCUGUCGGAUUAGAAGUCUAA